Molecule: messenger RNA, 1565 nt
Organism: Dermacentor albipictus
Lineage: Eukaryota; Metazoa; Arthropoda; Arachnida; Ixodida; Ixodidae
Biological process (GO): retrotransposition
Cellular component (GO): ribonucleoprotein complex
Molecular function (GO): single-stranded RNA binding
Source: RefSeq, a predicted model, not a curated record
ACGGCAGCACCGCCGUGACGAUGUCGCCUGACGUGCCGCUGUUCAUGCAGGUUCUCUGCGCAUGCCUUAGUCUCAUCGCUGGAGGCGCUGCGAAACCCUUCGACGCUGGAAACAUCAUGCUUCGCUACGAUGCUGGCCUGCCGCGACACUUCUGCGGGGGCGGAUACUUCGGCCAGUCUGCUGACCUCACCAGUAUUCAGGCGCAUCGACACGUGGAUGGUCUUUUCGACUCACCAACUGGGGGCACGAUGACGUCAGGACGCAUGCCCAGAAGGGAUCAGCUGUAUGCUAUAAAAGCAUACCCUUCGCCUACCAGCUUCAGUGGACACGGCAGCACCGCCGUGACGAUGUCGCCUGACGUGCCGCUGUUCAUGCAGGUUCUCUGCGCAUGCCUUAGUCUCAUCGCUGGAGGCGCUGCGAAACCCUUCGACGCUGGAAACAUCAUGCUUCGCUACGAUGCUGGCCUGCCGCGACACUUCUGCGGGGGCGGAUACUUCGGCCAGUCUGCUGACCUCACCAGUAUCCAGGCGCAUCGACACGUGGAUGGUCUUUUCGACUCACCAACUGGGGGCACGAUGACGUCAGGACGCAUGCCCAGAAGGGAUCAGCUGUAUGCUAUAAAAGCAUACCCUUCGCCUACCAGCUUCAGUGGACACGGCAGCACCGCCGUGACGAUGUCGCCUGACGUGCCGCUGUUCAUGCUGGUUGGUGACCGAAAAAAUGGCUUCCGUAGUGAUGUUCUUGGUCUUAUAGUGCUGCCGUGUCCGCAGGCUGUCGUUGACUCUAUAUGCGACUGUUUUUCUAUUGCGGCCCUGUUGUUGAGUCUCUCUGGGGACGUGGAGGAAAAUCCAGGUCCAUUAACAGAAGUAACGUGCAGGGAAAUGCUCCAAAACCAGAAAGACAUUUUGUCUAAACUCACUGCGGUUCAAGACAAGCAAGACUCGUUUGAAACAAGAAUUUUAGACAUGCAGAACCGGAUUCUUCUUAUUGAGAGUAAGGUACAAAGCUUAGACGAGACUCAGAACAGGCUCGCAACUCUUGAGGGAAUUGUAGCUGACCACAGCGUUGAUACAUCUACUCUGGUAAAACAUCUGGAUGAUCUGGAUAAUCGUUCACGACGAAAUAAUCUUAUCAUUAGAGGAAUUAAAGAAGAUGACCACGAAAAUGAAGAGACCCUAUUAAGCAAAGUAAAGGACGAAAUCUUCAGCGCUACUCUGAAAGUGAAUGUAUCUUCUAUUGAACGAAUUCAUAGGUUAGGCAGGAGGAUUUCUGGUAGAACUCGACCAGUUAUCCUGAGGGUGGCAGACUAUAGGGAUAAAAUGACAGUUUUGCGGAACUGCACAAAACUGAGAGACACAGAUUACAGCGUAAGCGAAGAUUUCUCUAAAAGAGUGCAGAGAAUAAGAAAAAAGCUAUGGGCCUCGGCGAGUGAGGAGAAGAAGGCAGGAAAGAAGGUAAAGCUGCUUUUUGAUAAAUUAAAAGUAAACAAUACGCUCUACAGCUGGAAUGAAGAACGUGAGGAAAGGUGCAAACUGCGUACUGAUGCAGGAGCAUGUGAUAAUUGA